Messenger RNA from Cottoperca gobio, 7403 nucleotides. RefSeq names its product von Willebrand factor A domain containing 8 (gene vwa8). The record is from RefSeq and is a predicted model, not a curated record. Gene Ontology annotation, molecular function: ATP hydrolysis activity; ATP binding. Lineage: Eukaryota; Metazoa; Chordata; Actinopteri; Perciformes; Bovichtidae. Gene Ontology annotation, cellular component: cytoplasm.
CUCUUAUUAUCUUCCGACUCCCACAUGAUGAGCUGACAGAUGUUAUGAAAUGGGAAGAGGCCGGUCAGGUCACAGCUUGAGAAGAAGGUGCAGACUUUAUGAAUGAGUCGCUGUUGUUAGUUUAAAGAUGUCCUCGCAGAUGUUGUGCAGCCGCACGGCAGCGGCCGUCGCUUCCCGCAGAGUGAGGAGUAUUGUGGGGGCUGUGCUCGGGAGAGACGGCUGGAUGAGCAGACAUCAUGAGGUCAAACUACUCAACACCUCCUCAGGCGACACGGUGAAGAUUGGUGAUCUCUCCUACAAACUCAAAACUCCCCGGAAUUCAGAGCUUGUUCCUGUCAAACACCUUUCAGACUCCCUUCCCCAGACGGUGGUUCAGCACCUACGGUGGAUUAUGCAGAAGGACCUUCUGGGCCAGGAUGUGUUUCUCAUUGGUCCUCCAGGCCCUCUGAGACGAUCCAUAGCGAUGCAGUACCUCGAGUUGACCAAACGAGAAGUGGAGUACGUGUCUCUGUCCAGGGACACCACAGAGACCGACCUGAAGCAGAGGAGGGAGAUCCGCUCAGGGACGGCCUUCUACAUAGACCAGUGUGCCGUGCGGGCAGCGACACAGGGCCGAGUCCUGGUGCUGGAGGGGCUGGAGAAGGCCGAGAGAAAUGUCCUGCCUGUGCUCAACAACCUGCUGGAGAACAGGGAGAUGCAGCUGGAGGACGGACGCUUCCUCAUGUCGGCCGAGCGCUACGACAAGCUGCUGCAGGAGCACAGCAAAGAGGAGCUGGACAGCUGGAAGAUCGUCCGUGUCAGUGAGGACUUUCGGGUCAUCGCUCUCGGCCUUCCCGUCCCCAAGUACAAAGGCAACCCGCUGGAUCCUCCUCUGCGCUCUCGCUUCCAGGCCAGAGAUGUUUAUUACCUCCCAUUUAAGGACCAGCUGGAGCUGCUGUACACCGUUGGACCAAACAUUCCUGCAGAAAGGGUGUCCCAGCUGCUGUCACUAGCCACCACGCUGUGCUCCCAGGAAUCCUCCAACCUUGGUCUCCCAGACUUCCCCGUGGACAACCUGCUUCCUGCGCUCCAUGUACUGAAUGCGUUCCCCAUGCUGUCCUCCCAGCAGCUCGUGCAGAGACUUUACCCCUACAACAGCAUACUGGGCAAGGAUGGGCGCAGCGCCGUGGAGGGCGUCCUCAGUAGAUUUGAGCUUCUGGAUGGUCGUCGUCAGCCAGCACCCAGCGCCAUCGUGAGCGUUUCCAGAAAUAAGGAUCUGGAGGGUCAUGCAGAUGUCGUAUUAAGUGUCGCCAACAAGGACAUCACCUUUCAGGUUCCAGCAGGCACGAAGGAGCCGCGUCCACCCAACAGCAGCCCGACCUUCAUCGGCACGCCGAGCAGCUCCCAGCUGAUGGCUGAGAUGAUGCAGUCACACAUGGUUAAGGACAUGUGUCUGAUAGGAGCCAAGGGUUGUGGAAAGUCAGUGAUUGCGAGAGAGUUUGCUGAGGUGUUGGGUUACAGCAUCGAGCCAGUCAUGCUGUACCAGGACAUGACGGCCAGAGACCUGCUCCAGCAGAGGUGCACGCUGCCUAACGGAGACACGGCGUGGAGGCCGUCCCCGCUGGUCACCGCUGCCAGGGAGGGCAAGCUGCUGCUGCUGGACGGUGUACACAGGGUCAACCUGGGAACUCUGUCUGUGCUCUCCAGGUUACUCCAUGACAGGGAGUUGGAUCUGUACGAUGGGACUCGGCUGCUGAGAUGGGACAGAUACCAGGAACUAAAGGAACAACUGCAGCUCAGUGACCAACAACUGCAAGAGCGGUCAAUCUUCGCCAUCCACCCGUCCUUCAGGGUGCUGGCCCUGGCGGAGCCCCCUGUUGUUGGUGGCAGUCCGAGCAGCAGCAGAGGUCAGCAGUGGCUGGGCCCGGAGCUGCUCACCAUGUUCCUCUACCACAGCGUGUCCCCCAUGGCCCGAGCAGAGGAGACGCACCUCAUACAGGGGCUGAUUCGUAAUGUUCCAAAUGAAGCAGCAGAGCAGCUACUUCACCUCACACACAGUCUCCGCAAGACAAACGACCCCACAGCACAGUCUCUGGCCUCGUCUCUCUCCACCAGACAGCUGUUGAGGAUCUGUCGGCGUCUCUCUCAGUACCCUGAGGAGAGCCUUUCUCGUGCCGUCAAUAAGGCGUGUCUUUCCAGGUUCCUGCCCAGCCUCGCCCGUGCCUCUCUUGAGAAAAGCCUCUCCAACUGCUCCAUCCAGGACUCCCCGGAUCCUGCAGAACACACAGACUUCACCUGUUUGGUAAAGGACGAUGUGUUGACUAUUGGCAGCGUGUCCACUCCCGUCUAUCAGACCGCUGAGAAGAUGAAGAUUCCAGAUGUGCUCUUCUACGAUAAUCUCCAGCACAUGAUGGUGAUGGAGGACAUGUUGAAGGACUUUCUAUUAGGAGAGCACCUCCUCUUGGUGGGCAACCAGGGCGUGGGUAAGAACAAAAUCGUGGACAGAUUCCUGCACCUCCUGAACCGGCCCAGAGAAUACCUGCAGCUGCACAGAGACACGACCGUCCAGACUCUGACGCUGCAGCCUUCAGUCCGAGACGGCAUCAUCAUGUACGAGGACUCACCGCUGGUGAAGGCAGUGAAAACAGGUCACAUAUUAGUGAUCGACGAGGCCGACAAAGCUCCCACUAACGUCACCUGCAUUCUCAAAACCCUGGUGGAGAGCGGAGAGAUGAUCCUGGCAGACGGACGCAGAAUCAUCUCAGAUCCACGUGAAGCUGAGGGAAGGCCCGACACCAUAGUGAUGCACCCAGACUUCAGGAUGCUUGUCCUGGCCAACAGACCGGGUUUUCCCUUCCUGGGAAAUGACUUUUUUGGAGCUCUAGGGGACAUCUUCAGCUGCCACGCUGUGGACAAUCCAAAGCCGCAGGCGGAGCUGGCGAUGCUCAAACAGUACGGCCCCGACGUUCCCGAUGCCACUCUGCAGAAGCUGGUGGCCGCCUUUGGAGAGCUGAGGUCCAUGGCCGACCAGGGCACCAUCACCUACCCCUACUCCACCCGAGAGGUAGUCAACAUAGUGAAACACCUCCAGAAGUUCCCCGGCGAGGGUUUGGCCAACGUGGUGCGAAAUGUGUUCGACUUCGACUCGUACAACAAAGACACGCGAGAGGUUCUGAUCGAAGCGCUGCACAAGCACGGGAUUCCCAUCGGAGCCAAGCCCAGCUCUGUCAACCUGGCUAAGGAGUUGCCUCUGCCAGAGGUCAAGAUGACGGGCUACUGGACAAUUAACCAAACUGGCAACGCUCGCCGCAAACUGCUCUGUCCCACGGAGACACGGGCCGUAGACAUCAAGGGCCCUGUGUUCCUGCGUGUUCACAGUUACCCCUGCAGCCGACAGGAAAGCAGGGCUUUGAGUUUCAGUGAAGAGAAAGCCCACUGGCAACUUCCCAUGAAUGAAGUCAACAUCAUCUGCGAUGUCACCACCAAAGAUGACGUGGUGUACGUGGCCACGUGUAACCCGGUGUCCCUGUACUCCAUGAAGGAGCGCGGGGAGAAGAUUCAGUGCAUCGAGCUCUACGACGUCUUCCCCAAGACCAUCAGUGGCACCUGGCAGCCCUUUGUCACUGUGGCUCCUCUUGGGAGUCCUCUUGAUGGACAGGUGGUGCUGCAUGAGGAACAGAGUAACACUGUGCUGCACGUGGACAUGGAGACGGGCGCCGUGCAGAGGCUCAUGCUGUCUCCGGACGCUGACCAGUCCUCCACCAGAGCCUCAAACUGGUGGAGCAGUAAGGAACAACAGGGAGGGCAUAAAAUGUGUCGGGACUUCAGCCACAAAAACUGGCUGCUCUUCUAUAAGGAGGACGGGAACCAGCUGGAUGUGCUGGAUGUGCUGGAGGGCCAGGUUCACUCCAUCUCCCUUCCCAUCAACCUGAAGUCCGUCUUCCUGGCGGCAGAGGACCGCUGGCUGCUGCAGGAGACCAACACCAACAAGAAGUUCCUCCUGACCAAGCCCAUGCACAUGGGAGCUGAAGAGUCCGGCGUGUGUCAGCUCCACAGCAUCAGCGAGGACGCAGUCAGCUCGGGCCAUGGAGUCAGCUCAGCUGAGGAGUCCGUGCCCCAGAUGCUGUCGUGUGAGCAGCUUCCCAACGAGAACCUCAGCGCCGCUCUGGACCAGAAGAUUGUUUCCCCUAACCGAAUACUGGCCGACACCGGCUCCUUCGCUCGGGUCGUGGUGGGCUUCCCGGACCUCGUGUCCCCUAACGAGGUGUACAGCUUUAAGAGGCCUGUUGACCUAUCGGUGAUGAAGAGAUCUGAGAGCGGGGCUAACGCGUUCCUUCGUGGCGGGCUUCAGUCCGGCGCGCCCAAACGGGACAAUUGUGUCAGUCUGCUCUCAGCCAAUCAGGUGGUCCGAGCCCUUCCACCCAACAGGGUGCCCCUGAAGGAGAUCUACCCCAAAGAAGUCACGCCUCCGAUGACAGCGGCGUACCUGGAGGUGACUGACCUCAACUCCAAAAAAGUCAAAUAUAUUCCUGUCCCGAGGUCGAUGACCGUGUCGCCUUACACCAGCUGGUUGUCCAAGGUGUCCGACUCGGACGUGCUCCUGGCUGACCUGGGCUCUGGGGGUGUGGUCACCGUGGAUAUGGGCGGGUACGUCCGGCUCUGGGAGACGGGGUUGGACACCCUGCAGCGCUCGCUGAUGGAAUGGAGGAAUAUGAUUGGGACAGAGGAUGGCAGACCUUUACAGAUUACCAUCCAGAAGGACAGCGGUCUGGAUGUCAGUGCCCCUAAACACGGCAAGGUCGACGCCAACAACGCUCCUCACGUUGGGGGGAACCAGUGGGCGGGAGGCACAGGCGGCAGAGACACGGCGGGGCUGGGGGGUAAAGGGGGCCCCUAUCGGCUGGAUGCGGGACACAAGGUCUACCAGGUGUCCCAGGAGGAGAAAGAUGCAGUUCCAGAAGAAGUCCGUAAAGCAGCCCGCGAAAUGGGAGAAAAAGCCUUUAAAGAAAGGUUGAAGGAGAUUAACAUGAGCGAGUACGAUGCUGCUACGUACGAGCGCUUCUCCAACGCCGUCAGUAGACAAGUGCAAUCUCUACGCAUCAUCCUGGACAGUUUACAGGCUAAAGGGAAGGAGCGGCAGUGGUUGAAGAACCAGGCUCUGGGAGAACUGGACGAUGCUAAAAUCAUUGAUGGACUCACUGGAGAGAAGGCCAUAUACAAACGCAGGGGAGAGCUGGACCCAGAGCUGGGCAGUCCUCAGCAGAAGCCGAAGCGGUUACGGGUGUUAGCCGAUGUGUCCGGCAGCAUGUACCGCUUCAACGGCGUGGACGGCCGGCUGGAGCGCUCCAUGGAGGCCGUGUGUAUGGUCAUGGAGGCUCUGGAGAACUACGAGCACAAGUUCAAGUACGACAUCGUGGGACACUCGGGCGACGGCUGCGACAUCGAGCUGGUCAGAGCGGAUAAAUCCCCCAAGAACAACAAAGAGAGACUCAAAGUCCUCAAGAACAUGCAUGCCCAUGCUCAGUUCUGCAUGAGUGGCGACUUCACCCUGGAGGGCACGGACACCAGCAUUAAGGAGCUGGCACGAGAAGAGGCCGACGAGCACUUUGUGGUGGUGCUCAGCGACGCCAACCUGGAGCGCUACGGCAUCCGGCCCGAGCGCUUCGCCCAAGUCCUGACCUCUGACCCGCAGGUCAAUGCCUUCGCCAUCUUCAUCGGAUCCCUCGGUGAUCAGGCCGAAAGACUCCAGAAGACGCUUCCAGCGGGGAGGUCCUUCGUUGCCAUGGACACCAAGCAGAUCCCCCAAAUCCUGCAGCAGAUCUUCACAUCUACGAUGCUGUCCAGUGCCUAAGACUGACACACACCGCACUAACCCAUCCUCUCACACAAUGAAAAACCUCAUUAGUUCUGAAGCUGAGACUUUCUGACUGUCAUCAGGUCUGACUGCAGCAGCCCUGUGAUCGUGUGUGUGACUGUAUGUCCUGCAGCCGGGCUCAGAUCAAACACAUGGACUCACCUGUUGCUAUUUUUAUGUUUUCGUGCCGCCCCCCCCUCCCGCUGACGCACACGCACGUCUUCGUCCUGUUUUUGGGUUGUGAGUGUACUCGGAAGGGAAGGGAGGGUCGUGAACUUGAAACAGCCCUCAGUCAUUUGGACUUCCUCCUCAUUAGUCGCCUGUCGCACACACACACACACACACAGGAAGGCCGACGCUGACGCUCAGACGUGACGAGCGGCAAUAACUCGCCUGCUUCGGAAUGCUGGGACUGUGCCCGGGGAAUUUCCCACCUGACUGCACACGCUCUUUAAAGGAGGCUGCUGUUGGACAACCCCCUGCUGUGUGUGUGUGUGUGUGUGUGUGUGUGUGUGUGUGUGUGUGUGUGUGUGUGUGUGUGUGUGUGUGUGUGUGUGUGUCACAGCAUCUCUGUCAACAUGCACAAGCCCUUUCCUUCCUGGCUGCUGGACCUUGUGACACCCCGUGCUCUUCUCAGUCCUGCAUGGAAUCUGAGAAAGUCUUUGAUUGGCAGACCUCUCGCUCUUCUUUCUCAAACACUAACGCCUCCGACACUGCGAGGGAAAUUCUCUGACGUGUCGGCGAGUGUGUAGCUGUGCGUGGUGAGACACACAGACCGGUGUUUGAUUGUGUUUCUGCUGUGACAUGAUCUCUCUGUGCUGAUCCAAUACUGAUUGUGAUGGAUCGUCUGUCAGCCUCCAUCGAUCGCUCUCUUAUAACCGCUCUGACUCUCUCGCUCCCUCCAUGUCGAUGAAACUUCAUGAUUAAAGGGUUCAUAUUAAAAUCAUAGACAUUUGAUCUUAUUUAAUUGUACAUUGUUAUAACCUCACGUAGAAAAUGUUUUAAUUUAAAAGUAACUUUUAAUAAAUGGUGUUAUCUUUGCUCUUUUGAUUAUUCUGUACUGUUGCCUGAUUAUUGGCCCCGCGGGUCCUUGAAAUCCUUGAAAGUUGUGAAUUUUAGGGAAGAAACCCCAAGGCCUUAAAGGGUUAUCAGACAUAAAUACACAAAGUUCUUCACACGUGCAUGAAUUUAUAGAUUUUGUUCAAGAAAAGAAAUCAAAGUUCUUUUGAUAUAUUUUUACCAAACGUUGGUAGAUUCACUCGUCUGUCGGUGCGACGGCGAGGUGUCAUCGUGUGGAUGUUGUAGCUGUGAUUAACUCUGGGCCUGGAAAGUCCUUGAAAAGUCAUUGAGUUUGAUGUUUAAGAAGCCGAUUACACGAUUAAUCCCAUAAUGUUUAAACUCAGACAAGAGAUACAAGAUGUCUUUAACGUUAUAAUUGAAGCUACAAUAAAUAGUGAAAUCAUUACCGACACUUGUGUCACAGAAGGGUUAGCGUGCUGUGAGAACACUUUAAUUAUCAGUGGAAGUGUUUUGUAUUCCGAAUAAAAACAAUAAUUCUACUAAAAGAUGA